Drosophila takahashii is the source of this 751-nucleotide messenger RNA. RefSeq lists its product as uncharacterized. The record is from RefSeq and is a predicted model, not a curated record. Lineage: Eukaryota; Metazoa; Arthropoda; Insecta; Diptera; Drosophilidae.
UCUGUUGUCUAUCAGAAUAAUAUUUUCAAGUAAUUAUAUUUAGAUAUUUAAAUACAUAUCGAAGAUGAAUAGAAGGACUGCCUUUGGACUGCCCAUUUGGACGCCGCUGUUCAUCCUCUUCUUGCUUUUCCUGGCCAGCGCCUGGGGUAAGCCGUCGUCGCUUGUGGUGAAUCGCCAGGGUUUGCUGGACAUGUACCAUCGACAGGUUCAUGGAUCUAAAAAGGAAAUGGAAUGCCCAGGGGAGGGACUAUUGGAUGUCAAACAUCAUCGUUUCGAUCGGUCAAUGAAUCCUUUCAAAGCCUUUCUUUCGUGGCCCGGCAAGCAGCGAAAAAUGGAGAAAAUUCAGCCAGUUAAAGAGGAUUCGUAUGGCCACGAAGAGAUGUCGAAAUACAGCUACGAGGAGCCGAUAAUUGAGAAUAAAAUGGAUCGCUAUUUGGCCCAGGAUGAUGAGUUGGACUUCCAACCAAAGCUGGGGCUGCUGGAUCAUGAGUAUGCGGAACACUUUGACGAGAAUCUCGACAUGGACAUGUUUGACAGCUUUCAACCCGUUAAAUCCAAGUUGAUUAACAGUCCCAUGAUGGACUACAAACGGGAAUUCGCCAGCGAUGAGGCCAAUCCCUAUGUGGAGAGCCUUCAGCAGCGUUAUGAGCCCUCGCCAUAUGCCUUUAAGGAUUAAUCCUUAAUAUAUUUUUUAUGCGUUCUUUAGCUGUGAUUUCAGCGAUCAAUUAAAGAUAACUUUCUGUUGGAAACA